UCCGUCCGCGCCUGCGUGAGCACCCGGAAGUGGUAGGUGCGUGCCGGCGGUCAUGGCCAUGGCGGAGAAGUUCGACUCGCUGGAAGAGCACCUGGAGAAGUUCGUGGAGAACAUCCGGCAGCUCGGCAUCAUCGUCAGCGACUUCCAGCCCAGCAGCCAGGCUGGGCUCAACCAGAAACUAAAUUUCAUGGUGACGGGCUUGCAGGAUAUCGACAAGUGCCGGCAGCAGCUGCAUGAUAUUAGUGUGCCCCUGGAAGUGUUUGAAUACAUAGAUCAAGGCCGCAAUCCUCAGCUUUACACUAAAGAGUGUCUGGAGCGAGCUUUGGCUAAAAAUGAGCAAGUAAAAGGAAAAAUUGACACAAUGAAGAAAUUUAAAAGUCUGUUAAUUCAAGAACUAACAAAAGUGUUCCCGGAAGACAUGGCAAAGUACAAGGCUAUUCGAGGAGAAGAUCCGCCUCCUUAAGAUGGCCUUUGAUAGCUCUAAAAUUGUCAAUUCCAUAAACUGACAACACUCUAUGUUGGAGAGAGGGAGAAUCUGAGCUGUUGCAACAACUGUACUAAGAAUGGCAGUGGUGGACCGUGAAGGAGCUCAGUGAUUGCUGAUGGUUCUGGUCUGAAGCUACUGAAUCUUUCUGAAGACUUUUACUCAAAGAUUGCCAUUGAAACUUUUUGUGGUAAUGUGUUCUUUCCUGAAAGCUUCUGGAGAUGUCAUUGCCUACUGGGCAUCACUAUGUAGCACUUCCUGCAAAGUACGUUUCCGGAGCAGAAAAUCAUGGGUUUUGUACUCUGAAAAGUGUGCUCGAGCAUUGUGGCUUCAGCCAUUUAAAAGAGAAGUGUAUUUACUAUAUUUGACUAUUCUUUAUUUGUAAACUGCUUUAGUUUUUAUUUCAGUACGGUUGACUGCUUUCAUCUUAGCAAAUUCUGCUGAACAGGAGCCUCUCAAAGGCUGUGGUUCUCCUGUGUGUCGUAAUGAAUUGCAGCUAAGAAACCCUUCAGAUAUUCUUGUUUUGUUCUAUGAGCUGCAGUUCAGAUGGCUGAGAAUAUAGAAAGUGAGCUUAUUUGUGCCCUAGUUCCUCAACAAUGUUAAUAUUUUGUAUAGUAUUUAAUGUAAGCUUUUGCUUGAUUCUGUUCAUUUUCUGUAAGCGGGUUGUUGAAUUAAAAAAAAAAAUAAA
Molecule: messenger RNA, 1172 nt
Organism: Pezoporus occidentalis (night parrot)
Lineage: Eukaryota; Metazoa; Chordata; Aves; Psittaciformes; Psittacidae
Gene: MED10
Product: mediator complex subunit 10
Exons: 4
Coding region: 53-463 (136 amino acids)
Biological process (GO): positive regulation of transcription by RNA polymerase II
Cellular component (GO): mediator complex
Molecular function (GO): transcription coregulator activity
Source: RefSeq, a predicted model, not a curated record